Maylandia zebra (zebra mbuna) is the source of this 2677-nucleotide messenger RNA. RefSeq names its product inter-alpha-trypsin inhibitor heavy chain H3. The record is from RefSeq and is a predicted model, not a curated record. Lineage: Eukaryota; Metazoa; Chordata; Actinopteri; Cichliformes; Cichlidae.
AGGCAGUUUCAGCUGCCUUGAUUGCACUCUGGUAGGAGGCAUAAUGGAGAGAAGUGUGGUGCAAAUCACUCUCUUUGGACUGCUGCUGUCUUUGGCCUCCACACUGCCAAACAAGGAUGACUGGGACAUCUACAGCUUUCACAUAAACUCCACAGUGACCAGUCGUUAUGCCACCACUGUCAUCACAAGCCGUGUGGCCAAUCGUAUGAACGAGUCAAAGGAAAUUGAAUUCCAUGUUCGGAUUCCCAAGAAUGCCUUCAUCAGUAAAUUUCGAAUGUUUAUCGAUGGCCAAGUUUAUGAUGGUGUUGUGAAAGCUAAGGAGCAAGCUCAGCAACAGUACUCUGAAGCUGUGUCCCGUGGUGAAAGUGCUGGACUUGUCAGUUCUGUAGGAAGGACUCUGGAGGAAUUUAAGACCUCUGUAACUGUGGCUGCUCACAAAAAGGUCACUUUUGAACUCACAUAUGAGGAAUUAAUGAAACGAACACGUGGCAAGUACGAGCUGCAAAUUCAUGCUCGACCCAUGCAGCCUGUCAGUGACUUCAAGGUGGACGUGCACAUUCAAGAGGAAGCUGGCUUCAGUUUCAUCGAUGUGAAAGGAGGCCUGAGCACCAAAGCCCUCGCUAAUGCCAUCACUAAAACACACACAGAUAAAGAGGCGUGGGUGUAUUUCUAUCCAACAGUUGACCAACAGAAGAUGUGUGACAGCUGUAGUGAUCAGGGUAUGAAUGGAGAUCUAGUUAUUAUUUAUGAUGUCAACAGGGACAAUGGACUAGGACACAUCAAGAAAUCUGACAGAUACUUUGUUCAUCACUUUGCUCCAUCUGAUCUUCCUCGAGUGCCAAAAAAUGUCGUCUUUGUUAUUGAUCAGAGUGGCUCAAUGAGUGGCAGAAAAAUACUCCAGACUAGGACUGCAUUAAUCCACAUUUUGAAUGAUCUGGCAGAAGAUGAUCACUUUGGUCUGAUCACUUUUGAUGGCAACAUUUUGCACUGGAAGCGAGAACUCGUUCAGGCCAACAGCAAAAACCUGGAAAGCGCCAAAAACUUUGCAAGCAAUAUACAAGCUAGAGGAUCCACAAAUAUAAAUGAAGCAGUGUUGCAAGGAGCACGUAUGCUGAAUGAUCAUAGCAGAGAAGGUUCAGCAUCUAUUCUGAUACUUCUUACAGAUGGAGACCCAACCUCAGGGGUGACAAACCUGGAGAAUAUUCAGUCAAAUGUAAGACAAGCUAUUGCAGGCAAAUUCCCACUGUACUGUCUUGGUUUUGGUUUUGAUGUUGAUUUUAAGUUCCUUGAGAAAAUGUCGCUGCAAAAUAACGGUGUGGCACGGCGGAUAUAUGAAGACUCUGAUGCUGAUUUACAGCUGAAGGGUUUCUAUGAAGAGGUGGCCACACCUCUAUUAACAGACGUGACAAUGAUCUAUGUUGGUGGGACCAAUCUAACCCAGACUAACUUCAGCCAGUAUUAUAAUGGUUCUGAGAUUGUGGUGGCCGGUGAGAUCACAGAUAACAAUAUUGAAACCUUCACCCCUCAAGUUGUGGCCAUUUCGAGUAAUAGAAGAAUAAUAUUCUCUAAAUCAAAUAAAACCGUGGAAUCCACUGGAACAGUGUCUGAUGACCGUAUCCAGAGGGUUUGGGCGUACCUCACAGUUAAGCAGCUACUAGACAAAGAGCUUCAGUUAUCGGGACCGGAGAAAGAGAAAGUAAAGAAGGAGGCUUUGGAGCUGUCACUGAAGUACAGUUUUGUGACUCCUCUCACAUCUAUGGUGGUCACAAAGCCUCCAGGAGAGAACACAGAUGUGCUUCAUAAACCAAAGGAAGGUGAAACACCACAGAGAUGGCAGCCCCGUGUAGAUCACAAAUUUUCAAGACAAUAUUUGGCUCCUAGUAGUCGCGUUUCAUCUGGAGGGGUUAUUCACGACAAUCCAGUAUGGAGACCCAUUUCCAGGCAACUCAACCAUCACUCACAUCUUGCGUCAGAUGUGAUGAACAAACAAUCCAUUGGAGGCUAUGGAGGAUACAGUUUAUCAGGAAUCUCAAACACACGUACUCGUGCCGUACAAGGAAUCUUAAAAGAAAAGAAUAUUGGCCGUCAAGUCAUGCAACAGCACACCCCCAGAGGAGAGAGAGGAGAGAUUGGACAUCCUGGAGCAGUCAUGGAACAGCACACCCCCAGAGGAGGGAGAGGAUACCUUGCACCAGUUGUUCUCCCUGAUGUCCAACCUGCUGUUGUUCAUCUUUCACGUGAUACUACUACUCUGGAAUCCACUGAUGUUCCUGUACUCCACAGGUUUUUGCUAAAAGCUGAGAACCAGACUGUUCCACUAUGCUUUGAUGUCAGUGGACCUGUCCGCCUUAAACUUCUUCACUAUCCCAGCAGGGAACUGUCUGUAAAUGGUGAGCUUGAUUCAGUUACAAAUGGAGGCUUCAGCAGAAUUUUCAUACACGUCAAAGACAGCCAACAUGUUGAGAUCGACACCAACUGGGUCACUGUACGAGAUGGACAGACAGUGACAUAUUACACUGGACAGGAUCGCAUUACAGCUGGAAGUGUGACAGUGAUUGUGCGCAACAACGAAAUAGACGUUGCCACUGGAGACAUGCGAAUGGUCAUCAUAGUUCAUGAGAACAAUGGUCGAAAAAUCCUUUGGCCAGUUUUAAGACGGCAUCCUUCAGCCAACAAC